Molecule: messenger RNA, 791 nt
Organism: Notothenia coriiceps (black rockcod)
Lineage: Eukaryota; Metazoa; Chordata; Actinopteri; Perciformes; Nototheniidae
Product: coiled-coil domain-containing protein 22-like
Exons: 3
Coding region: 16-315 (99 amino acids)
Biological process (GO): positive regulation of ubiquitin-dependent protein catabolic process
Molecular function (GO): cullin family protein binding
Source: RefSeq, a predicted model, not a curated record
UUCAAUAUAUACUGUAUGUUAGUACUAGAUCAUUUUCCAUGUAUUAAUUCAUUUUUUCAUCUAAAGGACGCCAAAAAAGAUGAAUCCGUCCGCAAAUCCUACAAGUACCUGGCUGCCCUGCAUGAAAACUGUAAUCAGUUGAUCCAGACCAUCGAGUACACCGGGACAAUCCUGAGGGAGAUUCGAGAUCUAGAGGAGCAGAUUGAGACUGAAAACGGCAGUAAAACUGUGGCCAACCUCGAGAGGAUUCUGAGCGACUACAAGGCCAUUCGACAGGAGAACUCUGCUCUUGCUGCCAAAGUCCGUGAAGGCUGAAGGAUCUCUGUCUACCUGCUGCGGAGUCUGCGGCUCACCUGUUGUGGCGAGAGCAGCUUCUCCUCAGAGGCAAGCUGAUGAUUGAAGCACAGAACUAACCCGCCAUUUUAAAGUGUUCGGGUGGAUGAAGAGGACAAUUAGUGUUUCAUUUUAAACUGAUUCUACGGCUGGACGUGCACUGGGCUGAUGCAACAAUACAGUGCCAGCAGAGGGCGCUGUCAGACCGUUCUGUGCCAAUGUUAAGUCAUUCAUAUUGAUGUAUGAAAUGUUAUCACAGCAUAUCUUGAUCAAAUCAAACCUGUGACUGGGACAUUUUAAUACAGGAAGUAUUCCAGCAUUUUCUGACAUGAGCAGUUGCUUCAUUUGAGCUGAAUGAAACUGAAUGUAUUCCAAUGAUGAUGCGGUCCAGCCCCAUCUGCAAAGUAUUGUUGUAUAAUAUGGUACCAGCUUGAAUAAAGAUGCCUUACACACUUGAA